AUAUAAAAGGCAGCUUGGGGCUGAGGGACUCACUUAGUCAGGAUGCUGGUCGUCGUGAUUUUGCUGGUGUGCAGCGGCGGGGGCCGGUCACUGCCUAUUCCCCGGGAACGGGAGCACCACCACCGGGGCUGGAGUCAUGAACUGAGUCUCCCCAGUCAGAAGCAGAGGCCUGGGAGAUGGCAAUUACAGUCCCAUCACAAGGAUCUAUUGCAACCAACUGAAUAUGCUUUUCAUAACAGUGCUGGGGCUACCUCAGCAUUCCUUAAUCCUCGCCGCUGUGGUGUUCCUGAUCUACCAUCUGGGAAAAAUAUCCAACAUGGCUCCUCAAAAAGGAAACGACGCUUUGUGCUGGCAGGAGGACGGUGGAACAAAACUGACCUAACAUAUAAAAUAGUGCGAUUUCCUUGGCAGCUCAACCAAGUAAAAGUAAGACAAGCUAUUGCUGAAGCAGUGAGAGUGUGGAGUGAUGUGACUCCCUUGACAUUUACCGAGGUACAAGACACCAGUGCUGAUAUUAUCAUUGAGUUUACACGGUAUUGGCAUGGAGAUAACUUGCCAUUUGAUGGUCCUGGAGGGGUGCUAGCCCAUGCUUUCUACCCUCAAACCCCUCGGGCUGGGAAUAUUCACUUUGACUAUGAUGAACUGUGGACCACUGACAGCAACAAGGGUACAGAUCUCCUUCAGGUAGCCGCUCAUGAGUUUGGCCAUGCACUUGGACUGCAACACUCUAAAGUCCCAAAAUCCUUGAUGUCGCCUUAUUAUACGUUCCGCUAUCCACUGAGUCUGGCCGAGGAUGACAGACAAGGGAUCCAGUAUUUAUAUGGCAGCUCUCCUGGCUAUGGAGUUGAACACCCAGACAGGAAUACGGAAACCAAUGAAUUACCCAGGGUUGACUAUCAUGGAAAGGAGCCAGAUGCUUGUGAGACUGACUUUGAUGCAGUGUCGAUGAUUCGUGGAGAACUCUUUUUCUUUAAGUCGGAGUACGUUUGGAGAUUGCGAGAUGGUCAUCUGCAGCCUGGUUACCCAGCAUUGGCCUCACGCCACUGGCGGGCAAUCCAUGACCACAUUGAUGCAGGAUUUGAGGAUUCAUCUGGGAAUUUUUGGUUCUUCCAAGGCUCCAAUUACUGGAUCUAUGAUGGAGAGAAUCAAGUCUUGGGGCCCAGGUUAAUCUCUGAGUUGGGUCUUUCUGCGGUGGAUAUCCAGGCUGCUCUGAUGUGGGGCUUGGAGGAAAAGAAGAAGAUCUAUUUCUUUAAAGGAAAUAAUUACUGGCGAUUCAACAUGAACCAAAAUGCUUUGGACAGUUUCUACCCACGGAAUACUAAUGAUUGGCGAGGUAUUCCUGCCAACAUCGAUGGGGCAUUCCAGGACGAGCAUGGUUACGCUUACUUUCUCCGUGGAAGGUAUUACUGGAAGUUUGACCCUGUGCAGGUGAAGGUACAGGAAGGAUAUCCACGGCUGAUAGGCCAUGAUUUCUUCGGAUGUGCUUCUUCCCGUCAGUUGUACACAUGACUCUGACAGAUGCUCAACACGACGGGAACUGCUGGUGGAGAUUCCCAAUACUGUGAUGUUCCCAUCCACCAUUCAGUGGCUUUCUCAUUUCCCACUUCCUUUCCUGGGGCUUUCUUCUGAACAAUGAUCCAUAGUUAAUUUGACUCUUGAUUUGUGACAAGCUGGAGAAAGAUUUGGCACAAGUGUACCUCAGUUUGCUCCUCUCGAUUUGGAAUGACCGAGGGCUCCAUUUAGGGAUAGCUGCCCUUCUACACCUAAAACUGUACAAUACCAACAUCUGGAAAACCUUGAGUACAAUUCAGAAGAAUCUAAUAUUGAACAGAUAUCUGAUUACUUUUUCAGCUUGGCGGAACCUAUUACAUUAUUUGCAUUAGUUGAUAGUUUCUAGGCCGGAACUUAUUUUGAGGAGGGAAAUGCCUUUGUCUUUCUUGUAAAGUCCUGUCAUCAGGUUUGAAGCCUCAGUGUGAGAAACAAUUUGACAAUUCUGGAAACAUUAGGUGGGGCGACUGGGGACUCAGACCCUGCUGCUGGACAGCCACAUUUGGUGUAUUUGUCUGUAUGUGUACGAUUGUCAAGUACACACUCUCACUGAACAAGCAUCUGUCUGUCCAUCAAACUUCUGAUAACAAGCAGCAGAAUAGAAAAAGUGGUGAGAGAUACUAGAUUUCCCACUUGUUCUGCUUGUCACCAUGUCUCCAGUAUUGACAGGUUCCCAAAACCACAUCACGUCAUAAAGAAAGUGAAUUGGAAACUGGUAGCUCGGUGGAUAAUUCUGCCCCUUUUAUAGUGCAAUUUGCAGCAAUCACUCGGUUGCAGGUUCGGUUCUUGGUAUGUACAGUCAUUGGCAGGUGGGUGUAGCUUCAGCUCAGGUUGACGCCAUGAGUGAAUAAUCAAUUAACUGUGACCCACUCCAGGCAUUCCCAUUUCACGGUUCCAGCACAACUGAGCAGGGGCUUGGAGAUGAUCCUCAAGCAAAAUUAUUACAGUGCAGCUGGAGACCAUUUGGCCCAUCACGUGUACACCAGCUCCAUUAUCUAUCUCAGCUUUAUUAAUGACUGCCAUCCUCCUGCUUUUACAUUUAUCCGUGCACACGGUUACUGUCCAAAAACACAUGUAAUUCCCUGUUGAAUACGUCAAUUGAACCUGCUUCCACGUUAUCAGGCAAAGCAUUCCAUAAUCA
Molecule: messenger RNA, 2689 nt
Organism: Hemiscyllium ocellatum (epaulette shark)
Lineage: Eukaryota; Metazoa; Chordata; Chondrichthyes; Orectolobiformes; Hemiscylliidae
Product: stromelysin-3-like
Exons: 8
Coding region: 43-1509 (488 amino acids)
Biological process (GO): extracellular matrix organization; proteolysis; collagen catabolic process
Cellular component (GO): extracellular matrix
Molecular function (GO): zinc ion binding; metalloendopeptidase activity
Source: RefSeq, a predicted model, not a curated record